AUGGCUGUGAAGCCUCCAGACACAGAUGGCAUUCGAUUGUUUUGGUGGGCAGCUCAUCAUCUGCCACAGGAUCCAUCAACUUCAUUCUCGGGCAAGACUGUCCUCAUUACUGGAGCAAAUUCCGGCCUUGGUCUCGAAGCAGCAGUCAAGUUUGCGGCCCUUGGUGCGGCUCGACUCAUAUUAUGUAUUCGCUCCUUACAACGUGGAGAAGAAGCCAGGGCAGAGAUUUGCCGCCGUACAAAUUACGACAGCAAGAAUGUUCAACUAUAUGAGGUCAAUAUGGACACCUUCGGGUCAGUGGCAGGGUUGGCAAAGAUGCUCUCUGCAAAGGAGCCGCGAAUCGAUGUCGCCGUCCUAAAUGCCGGCGUUACAGCACCAUCAUAUGUCUUGAGCCCAGAGGGUUACGAGAUGACUUUGCAAGUCAAUGUUCUUUCGACUGCACUUUUAGCAAUCCUACUUCUUCCGUUGCUACGAAGAAGUUCGAAUUCGUCUGGCGAACCUUCCUGCCUCGAAUUUGUUGGGAGCGAUGGCCAUCGUAUGGUCAAGCCCGGCACGUUCAACUUUGACAGCGACUCGAGGAUACUUGACAAGGUCAACUCCCAAGAGUUCUUCAAUUACAUGACACACUACCAGGUCUCGAAAUUGCUUCUCAUGUAUGUCGUUGAUGGUCUUGUGAAGUCGAGAUCUCCAAUUACUCAAGCUCCCUCUUCAGACGUGAUUAUCACGACUGUAUGUCCAGGACUGUGUCGCACCAACCUCGGUCGGGGUUUCUCAGCCUCGGCGAAAGUUGCCAACGGGAUAUUCCAGUCCAUAUUCGCCAGGACUGCAGAGGAGGGAAGCAGGUCAAUUGUCAGUGGGGCGGCCCUUGGACAUGACGCUCAUGGGCAAUUCUGGGUUCAUGAUGUUUUUUUCCGUAAAGGAGAACUUGUCACAGGUGCCGAAGGCCAAAAGCUACAACUUAGGUUCUGGAGGGACGUACUUGAAGUGCUGGGUCCUCACGUACCACAGGAAAGCAUGGCUAGUCUUCAAGCGAUCGACCAGUGA
Exophiala bonariae is the source of this 1044-nucleotide messenger RNA. RefSeq lists its product as uncharacterized. The record is from RefSeq and is a predicted model, not a curated record. Lineage: Eukaryota; Fungi; Ascomycota; Eurotiomycetes; Chaetothyriales; Herpotrichiellaceae. The coding region runs from base 1 to 1044 and encodes 347 amino acids. The transcript is spliced from 2 exons.